This is a messenger RNA of Hyla sarda, 3108 nucleotides long. RefSeq names its product syntaphilin (gene SNPH). The transcript is spliced from 5 exons. Bases 283 to 1680 code for a protein of 465 amino acids. Gene Ontology annotation, biological process: neuron differentiation. Gene Ontology annotation, cellular component: cytoplasmic microtubule; mitochondrion. Lineage: Eukaryota; Metazoa; Chordata; Amphibia; Anura; Hylidae. The record is from RefSeq and is a predicted model, not a curated record.
CCACCGGAGUACCCCUUUAAUGUCAGGAAGUGUUGUGGAUGGAGUUUAGAACCAGGGGCUCUUGAUAAAGCUGUCAUUUCUGGGUAGUAGUGGAGGCUGUGUAUGAGUCCGGAUGACUGGUUAUUACGGAGGAUCUGAUGAUGGUUGAGCUGCUGCAGCCUGUGCUCUGGAUGUUGUUGCUUGCAGCUAGUAGUGGGUGGAGGAACCAGGAAAAGCUGUAUCUGACAGCUUGGGAUCCUAAUCGAGCAUCCUCCUUGUUACUAUGGCAACCUUGUGGGAUGGAUGCGUGAUAGGCAGGAUGCCAUGUCAGCGUGUGACCUCAUCCUUCUCCUCCUCCAUAACGCUGGUGUGUGGGGACAGGGCGGAUGGGGUCUCCCCGCAGCAGGUGCCCUGUGCCGACCUCUAGUGCCCCCCUGCUGCAGUGCCCCUAUGUCUGUGCCAGGAGGCAGAAGGUCAUCAGUUGGCUCGCGCAGACGAGCCUCGCCUCCUGUGUCUAUGAGGGAUCCUUAUGGGACGUCAUCUCUUAGCAGCAGCACUUCUGGGUCCUAUAAGGGAAGUGACAGCAGUCCUGCAUCCAGGCGCUCCAAUAAAUAUAGUCUGUGCAGUGAAAACCAUGGGAUCAAGCCACCCACCCCUGAGCAAUACCUCACCCCCUUACAGCAGAAAGAGGUCUGCAUCCGGCACCUGAGAGCAAGACUAAAAGACAUGCAGGAUGCUCUACUGGAGAGAGACACAGAGGUGGAUGAGCUGAGGUCUCAGCUGAGCCGGAUGCAGGAAGACUGGAUAGAAGAAGAGUGUCACCGAGUGGAGGCGCAGUUGGCUUUGAAAGCUGCCCAGCGAGAGAUUCAGCAGCUUCGUGAGGUCAUGGAGGGUGUGCGAGGUCGUCUGGGUGAAGAAGAUAUGGGGAUGCAGAAAUAUUUUGCUGACAUUACUCUUCAGAAUCGAAAACUAGAAACUCUUCUGCAGAACAUGGAGUUGGCACAUGAUGGCACCAUACGUGGCGCAGAAGGAGGCGGCUCCGCUGGAGAUUCACCAGCUCGCUCACUCACCCGUAGCUCAACGUACACCAAAUUAAGCGAGCCUCCUGUUGGAGAUCGCCAUUCUCAGGACACUGGAGAUAGUGGGUAUGCCGCCCCAGAUGACAGCAGUGCUGUAUCCUCUGGCCCAGAGUUCUACCUAGGGGAAAGCCCUUUGUGUCUUACUGUUCAGCCCCCAGCAUUAUGUGUAGAGGCGGCUGUCCAGGCCAGCAGCCUCAGUGAUUGUGGAGUGCAGACAGAUGAAGCUUUAGGAUCCCCAGAACCUGAAAUGAUAUUAGAGAAAGUGCUCCAAUCACAAGCUGCGGCCAGCCCCACCACUAUGGACCUCGAAGAGCCAGAAUGUGCAAACGCUGACACAAGCUGUGUGGUGCUAGUAACAGAUGGUACUGUGAAUCCCGAAAAUGCAGACGGCGAGGAUCCAGACGCUCCUCUUAGUUACUGGAGUCGACAUUUCAUUGUAGACCUGUUGGCUGUAUUGAUUCCUGUGGUACCUACUGUAGCCUGGCUGUGCCGUGCACAGAGGCGCCAAGGACAGCCUGUAUACAACAUCAGCUCCCUGAUGCGCGGCUGCUGCUCUGUGGCCCUGCACUCAAUCCGUAGAAUCAGUUGUCGCCCAGUCAGUGCCUCAACCAGCCAGCCCUAACCCUGGCGGCUGCCACUGGACACUUAACUUAGCACUUUGUAGGACUCUGGAAGGGAGGUGUCUUAAAGGGAGAAGGGUAUUCUCCAGUAGGUGGUUUAUACGCCAAUGUGUCACUAACUGUGUCCUGCUACAGUAACAAUCUUCACAUGCGGUAUACUAUGAUAAACAUUUCUGGAUUUUGGAUGGGUUAUCUGCUCUUCCUGAGGCUGGGGGUCAUUAUGCAAGUCGGACUCUGGCCUGCAUGGUGCACUGUGUGUUGUUGACACGGUCUGCUGCAGUCAGUUGUGUACAUACCUCUAGGACCGAUAUAUAGAUGCUGCUGAUCCAAGUACAGAGGUUCAUCUGCCCAUCUACCGACAACAGAUCUCAUCUACCAGCACCAGGUCUUCUAUAGAGCCUGUAUCAUUACCACAUGUUAGUGUACAGGAAUCUUUCCUGCUCUCAUGUAAGCCAUGUACUUGCUUGUAAUGACGUACGUGUUUGCUAGCAAAUCAUAUGACCUGUUGGAAUGUGUGGGAGUGGUGAGUGGUCAUUGAAUGUACUAUGUACAUAUAUGUUGUAUGUGUGAACUAUUGCUGUGUAUAUGUGCCCUGGGCCGGUCCUGACUGCAAUUGUUCCAGUGUCUUGUCCUGAACCCAGACCCUUUAUCCUUUCUUCGCUGCUGCCUCUCUCCUUUUUUCUUUUCGUUGCUUAUGUGACAUGGCUUGGAGCAUUGUGCUUAUGACCCAGAGCAUGACCCCAGUUAGGUGCAUGCCGGGAGCAUGCCCUAUAUGCCAUGUACAGUACCUGCAGCUACCUCCCUUGUGUGUGCCCAAGCCCCACAGUGUCAAAUGACUGCUGGAAAUUGUCAUUGGACCUUGGACCUCACAAUAAUCAUUCUGUUACAUUGUGGUCUGCAAAACUUUUUGGUUGGGCAGGAACCCGCUAAUAAGUGCUGCCGCCAUCUCUGGCACACACUGCUGCGGCUUAUAGGCUCUGCUAUAGUUGGCUAGGUCCUCUGCACUUGGGGGGGCAGCAGUGCUUUCCCUUUAUAUUGGCCCAUCCUCUGUAGGAGCUGUAGUAUCUGUGCUGGUCACUCAUGCUGCAAUGUGUCUAACGUUCACUCGCGGCACUGUUGGGCAUUAGCACAGACUCCACAGGGACUGGGCUAAUCUUUUCAGCACUUAAAAAAAAUCAAUAAAAAAAAAUCUUUGCACUUACUCAAUCCUCUGUUUUCUGGGAGAGGGCGACCAAUGCUACCCGACACAUGGUCCUGUUACUCCCUCCCACCAAGCUUUGCGGACAGGACAGCUGAUGUUAGAAUGAAGUCACUGAUGCUAUAAAUCUAUAUAUAAAUAGAGAGAUCUAUAUUUUUGAUGUUGCUUGUCAUUUGUUGUCCAUCCUGCCGAAUGUAUUAAACUGGCCUGAGCCACAUCAACAUCCAAGUCC